AUGAGUCUAGAACCAGAUAAUGAGGAAUGGGUAGAGAAUUCGGUUGCGCCCCGACGUCAAUCCAAACGAGCCAAACGAGAGCCUGCAUUUCCCUCGAGCCCUUCAGCACCUAAUGUACUAGAAGAUCUGGACCUAAAGCAUGCAUCCUCAUUUCUAAAAUCUAUGCAAAAGCUUGCGAUUCCGGAUGAAGAAUUUGAGUCGGUCUCCGAGCCUAUGAUUUACGAACUUACAGACGCAAGGCGAAGGGUCGAAGCUGCAAGUGUGUUUCGGAAUGAACAUGGUCAUGUUGUUCGUCCGUUGUCUCGAAUCGAAGGGGACCAAUUAAUCGAUGAAAUCACCGUCAAACAGCAAGCGGGUACAGCGACCGUCUCAGAGAAUAUUUUACUGCGCCGACUGAGCCAAAGAGGUAGCCUAGUUCCUACUCCUGACCCAUCGACAGAACUGCCCCCAGCAGUAGAGGCGUUAGGCAAGGUGAUUGAACCUCCACCUCCGCCUCGAGAAGUACUCAACGGGCUAUACGCCAUAAAAUCAACCCCACUCGAAAAUUCGUUUGUAUCACGGCUUUACGGGGGGCAUAUUUCCUCGCCAAUGGUUUUUUUUCAAGAUUGGGAGACCAUGUCGCCUUGGAUGGAGCUCAUGUCGGAUGUCAUGAACCAUCAUCGUCUUUCCCACCCCGAAGAUAUGGAUAUCGACACUUAUAGCUGGGCUCCGAUAACAUAUACACCUAUAUAUGCGUGGCAUCUUUCCCAAGUUCACGACUUGCUUGAACGCGCAUUUUGGCUAGGCAUUGAUGUAUCCGAUUCGGUGAAGUGGGAUGCCGAACAAUGCAGCGUCGUAGCGCUCUACAAGAAGCUAGUAGUUGGGUGUGCAUUUCUCAGCGAGACAAUUGAUCCAUAUGUUACAUACAUUGCCGUGCGAGCGGGGUGGGAACAAUCGGGUAUUGCUACAUUCAUGAUCUAUCACUUAAUCAAAGCCAAUCCGAACUAUGACAUCUCACUUCAUGUUUCAGCAACAAAUCCAGCCAUGCUCCUGUACAAUCGUUUUGGGUUCAAAGCUGAGGAGUUUGUAGUGGGGUUUUAUGACGAUUACCUGGACAGCCAGUCCAAGUUAUGUAGAAACGCAUUAAGAAUGAGAUACAGGAGAUAA
Rhizoctonia solani is the source of this 1146-nucleotide messenger RNA. RefSeq names its product GNAT family acetyltransferase. Gene Ontology annotation, molecular function: acyltransferase activity, transferring groups other than amino-acyl groups. Bases 1 to 1146 code for a protein of 381 amino acids. The record is from RefSeq and is a predicted model, not a curated record. The transcript has 8 exons. NCBI's taxonomy places the organism in Eukaryota, Fungi, Basidiomycota, Agaricomycetes, Cantharellales, Ceratobasidiaceae.